Molecule: messenger RNA, 2129 nt
Organism: Phalaenopsis equestris
Lineage: Eukaryota; Viridiplantae; Streptophyta; Magnoliopsida; Asparagales; Orchidaceae
Exons: 14
Coding region: 169-1767 (532 amino acids)
Biological process (GO): RNA polymerase III preinitiation complex assembly
Cellular component (GO): transcription factor TFIIIB complex
Molecular function (GO): TFIIIC-class transcription factor complex binding
Source: RefSeq, a predicted model, not a curated record
GCUCAUCUUCCUCCCCCGAAACCCUUGCCGACGAGCCCCGCUACCCGUCCCGCCUUAGAACUAACUGGGAAGGCAACGACGGCAUCGCGGCAUACGAAGACCUCCGAAACUCCCAUCUUUCUACUCCUCCCCGUUCGGCUCCUACCAGAACCCAUUAAGGAAGUUCUCAUGUUUCCUAUGCGGGAUUUGGAUGAUGAUUUAUUUCUUCAACCUGAAACCAUGACUGAGACCUUGCAUUCUGAUUCUGUUUUAGGGGAUGAUAUCCUUGCAACUGUUACAACCGCAGUUGCAGAAAGAUCUAGUAAAUUUAAUCCCAAGUGUCGCAUUAUCAACAACCGUAAUCAACCUAAGCCUUCAAAAUGUAGAGCUUCUGAAAGCCCAUUUUCCACCUCGAAAUUUCACAAUGCUGCAGAUGAACCCCCGUCCAUGACAAAAGGUGCAAAAUCAAAUUUUGAAUUUUCAGAGUUGGAGUCUCUCCCCCUACAUGAUGAAUUCUCAGAUCUUCAUGGUCUUAGCUUCUCUGCGGAUGGCCUAAAUGAAUCAUUGGAAGUUAAGGCUCAGAACUGUUCUCCAGCCCACUCAAUCGAAGAGAGGGUUUGCUGUGGAAAUAUUAUUGAUUUAGAAGCUCAAUCUCUCGUUGAAAAUGAGGAUCUUCCUUCCAUGGAAACAGAGCAAACAACCAAUCAUAUUGAAGAACCAAACCUUGAAGAUUCAACGCCUAAUAUUGUGCCAAAUGAUGACACUGGACAAUCAUCAAGGAAGACUCGUCAACGGAAUAAGAAGUUAAAAACCAGUGAGGAAAACAUUUCCUGUAAAACUCAUGAUGGUGAAAAUACCGUCUCAGAAAUGGAUGAUGAUUAUGAUGGUGAAGGUUACAAUGAUAAUAGUAUGCCAAAGCAAAAGAGGUGGAAGCUUCCAAAAAGAUCAAGCAAGAAAAGCCGCGAACAGGAAAAUCCAAUCGAGAGUAAUGAAAAGGCUGCAGGAGAACCUGGGUCAACAGUUGAAGCUUCUCAUACUCCAAAGAAAAAGCUUCCGCAUGGUAGUAGUCGAUGUAAAAGAACAAAGAGGCAAGUGAAUAAGGCCUUGCUGGAUAUACCUGAUGAUGAACUGGAUAGAAAACAAAUUGCUAUAAGGGAUCUCAUCCGGCUUGCGGGUUUUAAGGAACGAUUAUCAAAUAAAGUAGAAGCUGUUUUUAAAAACCUUUUUGACAACCAGAGUGUGGAGAAAGAGCAAGAACUAAAUGGUGAUGAUGAAAAUAGAGACAUUCAACCAGAGGUCCCAAGAUUGAAUUAUCAUUCCUACAUGAGACGGCCACCCCAAAAUCGAUGGUCAAAAACAGACACUGAAUUUUUCUACCAGGCUAUCAGACAAUUUGGAACUGAUUUUGCAAUGAUACAACUACUCUUUCCUACUCGAAGCCGUCAACAAGUAAAAGCAAAAUUCAAGAAUGAGCAGCGCAAACAUCCUCUGCAAAUCGCCGAUGCUUUAGUGCAUCGCAGCAAAGAUCAUUCACACUUUGAGAAGGCCAUUCAGCAUUUGCAGACAAUGGCAGAGCAGAAAUCUAAAAACGAGGCAGGCGAUCCUACCACCGCCCAAUCGCAAGACGAAGCAGAUCAAAAUGAGGAAGAGGGGAAGGAAUCCAACUCAAAAGAAGAUCAAGAUGUGAACUUUUCUGAGGAUUGGGAUGGGUAUGAUCAUAUUCCUGCAGAUGAUGAUUUUGAUCCGAUUUCUGAAGCUGCUGAUGAGAUGGAGAACUCAUGGAUGUAGAUUUCAUCAGGUUUUGCUUCUGGAUUUGACUAACAGUUUCUUCAACCUGUGUCUCCCUUACAAGGCGUUUAUUAAUGCUGCUAUGAAUCUUCUAUCUGCAGUAGUUACUGUUUCACAGCUUUGUUAGGCUGUAGAUUUUAUAGGCCUUCUCUAUUAGAAAGGCUGAGGCUUUAUUUCAUUGGCCUGUCUAUAAUGUUAUGAUCAUUGUUAUAAUGUUAUUUUAAACUAACUUUAUAGUUGUUACUUGUAGUAAUUAUGUUAAAAUAUUGUUCACCAUGUGAGAUGUUCAACCAUGAAUAUAAUGGGAUGACUUGGGAGCUGUUUGUAGGGCUGUAAACACCGUGUCAGGCUCGUUCGAAAUU